Diabrotica virgifera virgifera (western corn rootworm) is the source of this 3227-nucleotide messenger RNA. RefSeq lists its product as uncharacterized. Lineage: Eukaryota; Metazoa; Arthropoda; Insecta; Coleoptera; Chrysomelidae. The transcript is spliced from 7 exons. Gene Ontology annotation, biological process: monocarboxylic acid transport; transmembrane transport. The coding region runs from base 817 to 3195 and encodes 792 amino acids. Gene Ontology annotation, molecular function: monocarboxylic acid transmembrane transporter activity. The record is from RefSeq and is a predicted model, not a curated record.
AUGUAGGAUUCGUUAAAGACAAUCGUAAUAAAAGUCCGUGUGAUGUUUAACAGUUUUAAUUAAUAAAAUAGAUAACUAAAUUAUAGAUACUAUUAAAUUGACGAAAUGUAAAAGUGUUUGUGUAAUUGCGACCAAAAUUUUACGUGUGUACUUACAAAAAGAAAUGUGUUUUGAAAUAACUGCGUCUAAUGAAUAUUAUAACCGGCUUGUCUUAAUACCCGGCUUAAAGCAUCUCUUUAAGCGUAUUUUUCGAUUAUCCCAAAAAACACACGUCCGUCGAGGUCCUGAUGUUAAAAUCGACUCCCUAUACAACCCCAACGCUAAAUAAAAUUCUCUUACUGCUAAUCUCCCUUUUCCGUUUUCUCCUGAGAACCAACCUAUUAAAAUUGGAUCAAAGUAUGUACCGACUUUUUCCAAUAAACGAAAACCAAUAAAAUUAGUCAAGGCGGCUACUGUUUAUCUUAAACUCCGAUUCCAAACGAUUCGCACAUGUGGCAUAUGUGUUCGUAUGCGUGAGACCCUUUUUUCGUGCUCGUAAUAAUAUUUGAGAAAAAAAUAUAUAUACAGUAGACUUAAAAACAUAAAGUAAAAUAUUUACAAUUCUACAUAAUAUAGGUAACUAUUUUUUAAUGUCUAUUUUUUUUCUUUUUUUUUUCAGAGUUUUUCCACCAGCUGUUAGCAACAGCCCUUUAUGGCAGCUAAGUGCCAAAAUUUCAAAAAUUGGCAGAAGCCACCAGUUUCUACACAUAUGACACACCGAGUAACUACUAUACACCUCGCGCCUUUGCGCAGACAGUUUUGUAGAGAUUUGAAAGAAUGGCCAACCAGAACGCGGAUACCAAAAAGGCUGUAUCAUCCAAUACCAUUCAACUUGAGAAAAUUAAGUCACCAUUAGAGACUCAGGAUAAUGAAAACGCAGAAAAGUUGCAUACACCUUUAAUCAAAGAACAGCUUAAUAAUACAGUUACGCUUUUUUCUCCCACCAAUGCUUCUAGAGCAAAAUCAGGUCUCAUACUGAAUGAGAAAAAUAAUAUUAAAACACAGAAGAUUAAAAACAGUAAUGUAUAUGCCAAUCCCAUUAACUCUGACAAUCUAGUAACACAAAAAUUACUGCUUUGCAAUAAGGAAGAAGACCACAGGCCAGUGUUACAUGUCCAAUUUAACAGUGAUAGUCGUAGUCAAAUGUCUGCAGUAAAAAAAUCAUGUUCUAUUGUUAAUUCAGAUAUUUCUUCUUCCUCGUCUUCCAGCGAAUCUUUAGAUGACAUUUCAGAAACUCGACCUCCAGACGGUGGCUGGGGUUGGGUUAUAGUGUUAGCUUCUUUCGUGGUCAAUUUAAUAGCCGAUGGAAUAACGUUCAGUUUUGGUGUGAUUUUCGUUGAGUUCUUAAAUUAUUUCGGUGAAAACCGCGGUACUACAGCAUGGGUUGGUGGAUUGUUUAUGGCGAUGCCACUUCUGUCAGGACCUGUGGCUUCGUUUCUUACAGAUCGGUACGGAUGCCGUACAGUGACAGUUUGUGGUGCCAUAAUGGCAUCUACAGGGUUUGUGAUCAGUUCUACAACAAACUCCAUGACAGUACUGUGUAUUACUUUUGGUGUUUUGUCUGGAUUUGGUUUGAGCUUGUGCUAUGUAGCUUCAGUAGUAAUAGUAGCUUAUUACUUCGAUAAAAAACGUUCUUUUGCUACUGGGUUAGCAGUGUGUGGUAGCGGAAUAGGAACCUUCAUCUUCGCACCAUUAAUUCAACUUCUUCUUGACGAGUACGGAUGGCGAGGUACUACCUUGAUUCUCGCUGGUCUGUUCUUAAAUCUAAUCGUUUGUGGUGCACUUAUGCGAGACUUACCGUGGACAUCACAAAAGCAGAAACAGUUGGCCAAAGAACGAAAGCAAAUCAGAUACUUAAAACGGAAACAGAAAGAAGCUUCGGCUGAUUCUUUUUCUGUUAGCAACAGUACAAAUACAGCGAGUGUGUUACAAGCGAUUACGGAAGAGAAGGAACAAGACCAGGAGGUUUGCGAUAAAAGAUUGAGCAGCUCCUUGGUCAAUUUGCCCACGUACGUGAGGAAUGGAGAAAAGGUUCCCUUGGAGGUUUUAGAGCUGUUGGCGCGAAAUAAGACUGUCAAUAACGUACUAGCAGCCAACUAUCCGAACUUUCUCGCUUCUUCUAGGAGUUUCAGCGAUUCUGGAAAAGUCCACGAAGGAGUUCCAAUCAAUUCCAAACAUGCAGCUACUCAAUCCCAACUGCCACCUGUUACUAAUAAUGUUAAUUGCCUUAAUUCGAAUAUUUGGGCUCCUAAGAAAGAGACCGAAUCUCUACCUCCCAAUCAUGCUCACAAGAAAGUACCUACAGCUUACUUAAGAGAUCUCAGAAUUCACAGGCUCUCUGUUACUUAUAGGGGAGCUAUGCUUAAUAUAAACAGGUAUCGUCUUAGAGCAAGCUCUUGUCCAGACAUCUACAGAAAUUCCAUGACAACCAUCGCCAAGGAAAAGGGCGUUUGGUACGCCGGAUUCUGGGACUUUUGGGAUCUCAUUGUUGAUAUGUUUGAUUUUUCGUAUUUCGCCGAUCCCAAGUUUUGUAUUUUUGCCAUAUCAAAUUUUCUGCUUUAUACAUGGUACGAUGUUCCGUAUGUGUAUCUUACGGAUAAUGCGAGAAAAAAUGGCUAUUCCGAAAAUGAUGCAUCCAUGCUUAUAUCCAUUAUCGGAAUUAUUAAUAUGAUAGGGGAGAUUAUAUUGGGAUGGGCAGGAGACAGGCGAUGGGCCAACGCAAACUUAAUCUACGCAUUGUGUAUGGUUCUUUGUGGCGGCGUUAUUGCGCUGGUUCCAGUUAUUACAAAUUAUCCGAUUCUUUUAGCAGUUUCUGGAGCGUUUGGCUUUUUUAUAGCAGCCAAUUAUUCGUUAACCUGCAUCAUAUUGGUGGAAUUAAUUACAUUAGAUCGAUUUACGAACGCGUAUGGACUGCUGUUGUUGGUCCAAGGUGUGGCGAAUUUACUCGGACCGCCGCUGGCAGGUUGGAUAUACGAUGUGACCGGCACAUACAGUUUAUCCUUCUACCUGGCAGGCAUUUUCAUAGCAAUAUCUGGUCUCAUGUUGGUUAUAAUACCCAUAGUUAAUAGAUGUAAAAAAUGUAUGCGCAAAGACGAAGAAUCCUUAAAACCCUCAGUAGAUUGUGAUGUUCCCUGUGAACCAAAAAAUAGGAAUUAAUUAUUGUAUAAAGUUAAACCGUAGGAAUAUUA